AGCCCUCUACAGGGACGUCAUGCAGGAGAACUACGAGAUGGUGACCUCGCUGGGAUUCCCUCUUCCCAAACCUGAUCUAAUCAGCCGGCUGGAACGAGGAGAAGAGCCGUGGGUGCCCGAUCUCCAGGCCUGCGAGGAAAGAGAGAUCCCAAGAGUCGCCCACACAGCAGGUAACGAGACAGUGAGUGAGAAAAAGGAGAGGAAUCAACAACAGGAAGUUCCUGGGCACGGAGAACCACAGGAGACCUUUGUGGGAAGAGGUGCAGGGAAUUUUUCCCAGUGGUUGGAACAGGGAGAAGCCUGGGGAAAUUGGCAGAGGUCAGAGAGGCUGCUGAGAAACUACUCAAGGGAGCAAAUGGAUGAAUUUAUUAUCUGUGGGGAAGGAUACAGGGAUCCCACAGCCCAGCAGACAACCCCUAGGGAAGACAAACACCAUGAAUGCGUUGGUUAUGGAAAAGGAUUCGUUCUGGGACCACAGUUUGCUUCACCUCAGGCAAUUCAUACUGGAGAGAAAUCACUUCAGUGCUUGGACCAUGGGAGAAGCCACACGGGACAGAAACCCUAUCAAUGCCUUAAGGGCAGCAACUCUUUUAAUUGGAAGUCAGGACUGACUACACAUCAGAUAAGCCACACAGGAAAGAAAACCCAUAAGUGCUUGGACUGUGGGAAAAGUUUUAUGCGGAGGUCAAACCUUGUGAAACAUCAGGCAAUCCACACUGGAGAGAGACCCCAUAUGUGCUUAGACUGUGGGAAAAGUUUUACACGGAGGACAAACCUUGUGAAACAUCAGGCAAUCCACACUGGAGAGAGACCCCAUAAGUGCUUGAACUGUGGGAAAAGUUUCAUACGUAGGUCAGCCCUUGUUAAUCAUCAGGCAGUCCACAUGGGAGAGAGACCCCAUAAGUGUUUAGACUGUGGAAAAAGUUUCAUAUGGAAGUCAGGCCUUGCUAAUCAUCAGGCAGUCCACACUGGAGAGAGACCCCACAAGUGCUUAGACUGUGGGGAAAGUUUCAUACAGAAGUCAGACCUUUUAAAACAUCAGGCAAUCCACACAGGAGAGAGACCCCAUAUGUGCUUAGACUGCGGAAAAAGUUUCAUACAGAGGUCAUACCUUUUAAAACAUCAGGUAAUCCACACAGGAGAGAGACCCCAUAAGUGCUUAGACUGUGGAAAAAAUUUUGUAUGGGAGUCAGCCCUUGUUAAUCAUCAGGCAAUCCACACAGGAGAGAGACCCCAUAUGUGCUUAGACUGUGGGAAAAGUUUCAUACAGAGGUCAGCCCUUGUAAGACAUCAGGCAGUCCACACAGGAGAGAGAUCCCAUAAGUGCUUAGACUGUGGGAAAAGUUUCAUACACAAGUCAAAUCUUAAAACACAUCAGAAGAUCCACACAGGUGAGAGAUCCCAUAAGUGCUUAGACUGUGGAAAAUUUUUUAUAUGGAAGUCAGCCCUUGUUAAACAUCAAGCAGUCCACACAGGAGAGAGAUCCCAUAAGUGCUUAGACUGUGGGAAAAGUUUCAUACACAGGUCAAAUCUUAUAACACAUCAGAAGAUCCACACAGGUGAGAGCUCCCAUAAGUGCUUAGACUGUGGAAAAAAUUUUGUAUGGAAGUCAGCCCUUGUUAAACAUCAAGCAGUCCACACAGGAGAGAGAUCCCAUAAGUGCUUAGACUGUGGGAAAAGUUUCAAACGCAGGUCAAAUCUUAUAGCACAUCAGAAGAUCCACACAGGAGAGAGACCCCACAAGUGCUUGGACUGUGGGACAAGUUUCAUACAGAGGUCAGACCUUGUUAAACAUCAGGUAAUCCACACAGGAGAGAGACCCCACAAGUGUUUAGAUUGUGGGAAGAGUUUCAUAAGGAGAUCAACCCUUCUUAAUCAUCAGGCAAUCCACACAGGAGAGAGACCCCAUAAGUGCUUAGACUGUGGGAAGAGUUUCAUAAGGAGAUCAACCCUUGUUAGACAUAAAGUAGUCCACACAGGAGAGUGACCUCAUCAGUGCUCAAACUAUGGGAAAAGAUUCAUGCAGAGUUCAACCCUUGUUAAACAUCAGGCAAUCCAUACAAGGGGAAGACCAUAAGUGCUUGUACUCUGGGAAAGUUUCAGAAUCAGAUCGGCCGUUCUAAACAUCAGGCAAAACACACAUAGUGUUUAGACUAUGGAAAAACAUUUCAAAUAGAUGUCAGCCCUUCUUUUACAUCAGAGAAUCCACGCAGGGAGACACCCUGUAACUGCUUAGCCUUUGGAAAGAGUUUUAUACACAAUCAAACAUUGUUAAACAUCCAGCAAUCCACAUUGGGGAGAGACCCCAUAAGUGCUUUGACUGUGGGAAACAUUUCAGAAACUGAUCAGUCCUUGUUUUACAUCAAAGAAUCCACACAAGAGCAAGACUCCAUAAGUACUGGACUGUGACAAAAGUUUCAGACAGUGAUCAGACGUCAUUAAACAUUGGAGAAUUCACACACAAACUAAACUUCUGAGAUACCUGGCCAGAAAGACUUAAGAACCUUGCAGGCUAUUUGGCCUAGAUUCAACAUUUAAAGACAUGUUAGAAAAGUUUGUAAAUGAUGAUUGGGGCCAUUCCAAGUUAUAUAGACUAGAACUUUGAAUGUGAACUUGUAUUGUUAAAAUCUUGGAAGAAGAUAGUAGUGUGGUUGAUUAAUUACAAUUAACUCAAAAAAUAAUGAUGUGUAUUUAAACUCAGAAAUAAAGCAAUUAAAAACUUUAGAUCCUAGAAGUCCACUCAGUGCUACUUCUUUUUCUGCUAAUCGCUAAGACAAGUAAGUUUGUUUACAUUUACGGGAGAUAAUGCUGCCUGUUUCUAAUUUAUGAUGUCACCCGAAAGUCUGGCACGUUUAGCUGGCAGUGUAUAUAUUUAUGUGGAAGAUAUACUAAACAUGCCUAUGUACCUUCAUGCUUCGGCAUUCCAGCGGACAUGCUUCCAUGCUGACAAUGCUCUUUAAAAAAAAAAAUUAAUUAGAUACAUUUGUGAUUGAACUUCUUGGAGGACAAUUGUAUGUCUCCUGUUCUGUUUUACACACAUUCUGCCAAAUAUUUCCUAUUAUAAAAGUCACGGAUAAUGACCUAGCACCUGUUAAUUUUAAUGACACUUUCACUGCUGAUUUGAGAAAAUGCAAAGAAAGUAAUAAUCUGAGAUUUCUAAAGAUAGCUACAGCUUUCGGCCAAAGGUUUAAGAAUCUGAAGUACCUUCCAAAAUCUGAGAGGGACGAGGUGUGGAGCAUGCUUUCAGAAGUCUUAAAAGAGCAGCACUGCGAUGCGGAUGCUACAGAACUCGAACCACAAAAAAAGAAAAUCAACCUUCUGCUGGUGGCAUCUGACUCAGUUGAUGGAAAUGAACAUGCGUCGGUCCACUCUGCUUUGGAUCAUUAUCUAUUAGAACCCGUCAUUAGCAUGGAGGCAUGUCCUCUGGAAUGGUGGUUCCAGCAGGAAGGGACACAUGACUCUUUAGCGCAUCUGGCACAUAAAUAUCUUGCGACACCGGCUGCAAUAGUGCCCCGAGAACGCCUGUUCUCACUUUCAGGUGAUAUUGUAAACAAGAAGCGGGCAGCAUUAUC
Mauremys reevesii (Reeves's turtle) is the source of this 3572-nucleotide messenger RNA. Its product is annotated as zinc finger protein 585A-like. Lineage: Eukaryota; Metazoa; Chordata; Testudines; Geoemydidae. The transcript is spliced from 3 exons. Bases 20 to 1987 code for a protein of 655 amino acids. Gene Ontology annotation, molecular function: DNA-binding transcription activator activity, RNA polymerase II-specific; RNA polymerase II cis-regulatory region sequence-specific DNA binding. Gene Ontology annotation, biological process: regulation of transcription by RNA polymerase II. The record is from RefSeq and is a predicted model, not a curated record. Gene Ontology annotation, cellular component: nucleus.